Trifolium pratense (red clover) is the source of this 2315-nucleotide messenger RNA. Its product is annotated as protein BPS1, chloroplastic-like. The transcript has 3 exons. The coding region runs from base 209 to 1267 and encodes 352 amino acids. Lineage: Eukaryota; Viridiplantae; Streptophyta; Magnoliopsida; Fabales; Fabaceae. Gene Ontology annotation, biological process: shoot system development; root development. The record is from RefSeq and is a predicted model, not a curated record.
ACGUUUAAUAGUUAGACAGAAAUGUGAGGCAAACCUAAACGGACCUUGGUACAAAUAGAAAUAGAAAUAGUAGUACUAAAAUAUCACACAUUUGGAUCCACCACACUCGAUCCUAAUCCCAACUCUAUCAUCUCCGACAACCACAAAUCAAACUCGCAAACCCUAAUCGAAUUCCGAUCCGAUCUAUUCUACCCAGUCAAACAUCUAAAUGAGUCGUCCACAGGAUCCACCCAGAUCGUUUUUCCCCUUUGGAAAUCCUUUCCGGAUGAUAUCACCUAAAGGCACUACGUUAUCUCCGCAACUGCUGGCUGUUUUAUCUGCCUUUGAGGCUACUUUGGAAGAGAGGCUGAAAAAGCUUAUUCCCAAAAGCAAGGAUGAAGUCGUCAGCUUGUCUUGGAUGGCUUCGGCUAUGCAGGCACUUUGUGAAAGUCACAAUGACAUUAAAACUCUCAUGACAGACCUUGAGCUUCCUGUGACUGAUUGGGAAGAGAAAUGGAUGGAUGUGUACUUGGACAUUAGUGUGAAGUUGCUGGAUAUAUGCAUUGCAUUUAGCUCCGAGUUAUCACGUCUGAACCAGGGCCAUCUUUUACUUCAGUGCACGUUGCACCAUUUAGGCUCCUCCUCAUCAGAUCAGCUUUUCCUGGCAUGUUCUUCACUUGAUGGUUGGAGGCAGCAUGUUAGUUCAAAAAACCCUAGAAUUGAAAAAUGUGGCAGCAUUUUGGAUAAUCUGGUGAGGUCAUCUGAUCUUCCAAAGGUUAAAAAGUCGGCAAAAGGAAAGGUUUUGAUGCAAGCUAUUUAUGGAGUAAAGGUGUUGACAGUUUUUGUGUGCAGUGUGUUUGCUACUGCUUUUUCAGGCUCUACAAAGAACUUGAUUGAUAUGGAUGUGGCUGAUGUGUAUUCUUGGGCUCCAACUUUUAAAGGUCUGCAGAAUCUUGUAAAUGAGGAAACUAGAGUUAGAUUUUCUAGUGGGAGAAUUACUGUAUUGAACGAGUUGGAAGCAGUUGAUUCGUCUGUGAGGGAAUUAUACCCUAUUAUCCAAGGUGUUGUAGAAACUAUUGACACAAAAUCACAUGCGAAGACGGUUGAGAAAUUAGGCAGAGCAACAGAGAAUUUCUCCCAAGGACUAGAUCUUCUUGUAAAGGAAGUUGAUGGCUUUUUCCAAGUGGUCUUGUCUGGUCGUGAUGCCUUGCUAUCUAAUCUGAGGUCAGCUGUAACUGUCAAUGGCGACAUCUUGGGGAGUAACGGAGGUGCACAAGCAGUCAAUUGAAUAUGUGCAGUCUACCUUGGGCAUAUACCGAUGAAUCUAGGACCAACUACAAGGAAAGGAUGGGGAGUUUCAAUUCCUAAUGGAUUUUGUUUUCACCCUCCUUCACACCUUAUUUAUGUUAAGGUUCUUGGUUGAGCUCUUUAGUGUGUGUGUAUAUAUCAAUGUUUUAAAAACCGGACCGGCGAUCGACCCGGCGAGACCUCUGGGUCAAGGUUUAACCGGUUCAACUGGUCGGACCGCAAUUGAACCGGAUAAUUAAUAAAUUAAUAUUAAAUUAAAUAAUAAAAUAAAGCACAACUCAACACUAAGCCCUUUUAUCAACAAAAAAAAAACACUAAUCCCACACUUUAAUAGAAAAAAGAUCUACUACUACAAUGGCCCAAGCCCAUUUUACAACCCUAAAUAUAAAAGAUCUAUGUACAUGUCUUUGUGCUACUAUAGUACAAUAGAAAUGUACAGCCGCCUCUCUCAAACAAGAAACACAAAAACAACUCUCUCUUCUCAUAUUCCUCCAUCUAUUUCUCAUGUUCUCUUUCUUGCUCUUCUUCUUCUUUCUCACAUUCCUCCUUAUAGUUUUUCUUAUUCUCUUUUAUAAACUCCAACUCUUCUUCUUGUUACUUUCCUCUUUGUCAAAACACGGCCAAAAAAUUGCUUCUAUAGUAGCACAUAUAUAUUAUAUUGUUUGUACUCCGUGAAAAAUUGAAAGAUCAUGAGAAUAAGAACAGAGAACUUGGACGAUUUGUUUGAUGAGAAAGAAACAGAUAAAAAAAUCAUUCCAGAAGCCAAAAAACCGGUCCGGUUUAAACUGGUUUUUUCGGUUCAGCGGUCUGACCAUCAACCCGGCCGGGUCACACCGGUUUCCAGCGGGUUUCAAGCAGAACCGAUUCUGCAUGCUGACCGAACCGCUCACUACACCGGUUCCCGACCCGACCGGUCCAACCGGCCGGUCCGGUCCGGUUUUUAAAACUAUGGUAUAUAUAUAAUUUUAGCUCAACUCUGAUGUAAAUAUCUAGCUAUUGUGAGAAAUGAAAAUAGUGAAUUACUACUA